GGAAUUAAAGUUUGCUAUAUAAGGGUUAGUGUAACAAGGGAGGCAAUACAGCAAUCUGUUCUACGCACCUUGCCAAAGCUCUCUUGAAAAGCAACUAACUUUUGAAAGCAUGUUCAAAGGGCUAUUUCUUUGUGUACUGUUGGCUGCGCUCUCAGCACAGUCAAUGGCACAGCCAGAAGCCUCUGCAGAUGAAGAGGAAAUGAAUGAACGAGUAGCUCGAGGUGUUUUCGGAUUACUUGCCAAGGCUGCUUUAAAAGGAGCUUCAAAAUUAAUUCCACAUUUACUUCCAUCAAGACAACAACGGGAAGCCAAUGAUCUAGAUCUUCGCUCUGCUGAAGAACUUAUCUUUUGAAAUGCGAUUGCACAAUACGUACAAGACUGCAUUAAGGUUGGACAGUAGGAAGAUUCAUUUGAAAGCAUCCAGACCUACAAAACUACCAGCCUGUUUCUGUAAAUGAUAAAUAAACAUAACUGAGCAAAUUGAACUUA
This is a messenger RNA of Xenopus tropicalis (tropical clawed frog), 489 nucleotides long. RefSeq names its product preprocaerulein type-3-like. The coding region runs from base 110 to 352 and encodes 80 amino acids. The transcript is spliced from 4 exons. The record is from RefSeq and is a predicted model, not a curated record. NCBI's taxonomy places the organism in Eukaryota, Metazoa, Chordata, Amphibia, Anura, Pipidae.